CUCGGCAUGAACCUAGAUAUUUCCUUAUCAAUUUUUACCGAUUAAGAUUAAUCAUCUGUACUCUCGAUCGUCACUAAUCAAACACAUUCUCUCGAAUGAUGCUACAUGUUCGUGCUACUUGAAACAUUUAGUUGAUUUAGAAGUUGGACAUGGCCAGAAUACCACAUCUUGGCCAGACUUCAACCCCGACACCAUUAUGGUUCUCAGUGCUAUUUCUUUCACUGAUACUCUCCGGCGCUCGAUGCGACUGUGAUCUAGUCACCGUCGAUAAUGACGAAUUCAACGAGACGAGAACAAUGGUGAUAAUGGAACGAACACCCCAUAACGAUUACGAAAAGUACUUCAUUCCUUUCAUGCGAGAUUUCGAGGCAUUUCUCUGCUACACGAAUUACGUCGUCGAUAAAAGCCUACUCAUUGAGAAAAUCAUGGAACGUCCGGAAGACAUAAUCGUCAUCUCGGCGCCGAUGAUUUUCGGUAAAACUCUCAACUUGGGGAUGAUGCGAUUAUUCCUCGAACCCCAAACGUACGACGGCGUUCGUCGAAUCCGCGAACAAAAUAUCGGUUACAGGUUCUUCAAACGAGGCCAAUAUCCUCAUCCAACCGCUGACGAGCAUCGAUUCAGCGGACGACCUUUGAUCAGAGACCAUAAAGAGUUCUUCAACCAGCACCAAGGAAUGUACCCAGUCGUAUAUUUGAACUUUAAAUACACCCAGUUCUUGUACAAUUUCACCCAAAUAAUCGAUAAAUUAUCCAUACAAAUAGGCGAAAUUUUUCAAGAUUAUUUCUACAUGAGGCAAGGCUACUUCUCGAGGAUCAUAAAUCGCGCUAAUUCCACUCAAGAAAUGAAAGAUAAAGCUUUGGCCGAUUGGAGACGAUUCAAAGCUAUCGGCGAUAUCGAUGGUCAAAAUGCCACCACGCUUGUCGGCAGCAUUGCGUUUUUAAUCGAAACUCUGGCUAAAUUCUUCGACCAUAAAGCCGUCCUAAUGAUAGACGAAAUGGACUACUUGGUGAAUAUGGUCAAGGAAGAUUGGGUAUACGAUGACAUACCUUAUCCUUGGGAGUUAGAAACCCAAGUGAUGGAUUUCUUAUCCGAGUUUAUCGAUAUUACCAUUCGAAAUAAUAAAUACCUAGCCAAGACGAUCGUCGUAGGCGAAACGCAAUCCUGCAUUACGGAAUUAUUCGCCGAUUUGGCUGGACGAAUGAAACGAUACGACGCUGUAAAUAACGAUUUCGCCGAAUUUUUCGGAUUCACGAAAACAGUGGCUAAAAAAUUAAUGCAAAUUGGCAACGUUUCGGACGAUUUAGCAGCCCAAGCGUUAGACUGGUACGAUGGGUAUAGAUUCAACAGGAAAUCAACUCAAACUGUCCUUUGCCCUUGGGAUAUUAUACGUCUUAUUGAAACGAAAACUGUCAAGAAUUUCUGGGAAAAUGAUCUCGAUAUCAGGUUACGAACGUUGAUGGCCUUAGAUGGUGUGAGACCAGUGAUCGAAAGACUCAUCAAAGGAGAAACGAUUCCCGUAGCUUGGGAUACAGUACGAUUUUCUGCCAAGGAAUUCGUGAGAUUGGAAGCUCUCGUGUCGAAGAAAGUCGUACAUCCGGGAGUCACCGAUAUGGAUUUGGUGUUGAAGAGGUUGUGUGCUGCGGGCUACGUUACUUUUGCUGGCACCCAAUAUGAUGCGGAUUUCAAGAGAAAUUUAACUCUGGUUGCUGCUCCAAAUAAAGAAGUUAUUAACGAAUUUAAAACCAUACUCGAUGUGCAUUCUAAAGAAAAUCCGUAUACGGUUUUCAGAUGAGAGAGAUUGUUUUAGUUUUUAUUGCCUAAUCAAGAGGUAUAUUUAAUAAAAUUAAGUUUUUUACUGGUGCUAAA
Molecule: messenger RNA, 1867 nt
Organism: Planococcus citri (citrus mealybug)
Lineage: Eukaryota; Metazoa; Arthropoda; Insecta; Hemiptera; Pseudococcidae
Exons: 2
Coding region: 150-1793 (547 amino acids)
Source: RefSeq, a predicted model, not a curated record